Molecule: messenger RNA, 1429 nt
Organism: Hydra vulgaris (swiftwater hydra)
Lineage: Eukaryota; Metazoa; Cnidaria; Hydrozoa; Anthoathecata; Hydridae
Product: N-acetyllactosaminide beta-1,3-N-acetylglucosaminyltransferase 4
Cellular component (GO): Golgi membrane
Molecular function (GO): hexosyltransferase activity
Source: RefSeq, a predicted model, not a curated record
UUGCAAUGUAAAUGCAUGCUCUUAAAACUUUUUUUAAUACUUAAGUUAAAUGAUUACUAACGACAUCAGUGUGUUGUGAAGUUAUGUUUUUUGAGCAAACUUUUGACAUAAUAUUGAUUGAUGUAAUUUAUAGGAUUGAUUGAUGUAAUUUAUAGGAUAUUAUAAAUACAAAUUUGACUUUGGUUUCGGCUGGUUUAGACUGACUUUCAACAUUAAAUCAUGCAACGAAUACAAAUAAACUUUAAAAUGUCUGUACUUGCGAUCAUACUUCUGGUUGUUUUGGUAAUCUUUAUGUGUACCACCAUAAACUUUACGAUUUCAAAGUUUGAUAAUUUAACAGAAAAAACUAAAGCUGUCCUUUACACAGCUAUCAACCGUCUUGACGAUGCUAAAAAAAACACGGAGGCUACCAAUCAAAAGAUAGAUAAAAUAAUUUCUUUACAACAAGUAAAUAAAAGAGUAGAUAGAAACUUGACAUUAAAAGAUAUAGAUUUAAUGAAAGAACUUUAUACGCUCACUCAUAUUACUUUAGAUAGUGUUACAAAACACAAUCAAAUUUAUAAGCUUCUAAUAAUAGUAUCAUCUCAUUCGAGGAAUAAUUGGCGCAGGCGUUGGAUAAGAUCUUUAUGGGGAAAUAGAACGAUUUGGAGCGAGAAGAAUUGGAGAAUAGUAUUUGUGACAGGGCAAGAAGAUGACGAGGAAGUUAUGCUAACUCUUGCAGAGGAAGCUGAAAAGUAUAAAGACAUUUUAAUCGAAGACAUUGCAGAAGACUUUUAUCAGUUAGCUAAGAAAAUUAUCAUCGGACUUACUUGGAGUAUGCACAAUAUUAACUUUGAAUAUAUUUUAAAAAUUGACGAUGACGUAUUUGUCAACAUUGACAACGCAUUUCAAUUUUUAAACAUAAAUACAAACAUGGAAGGUUACUAUGGAAAUGUUGUCGUUAACAACUUAGUUGAGCGGAUUGGUAGGUAUGGAGUUUCGAAAAAAGAACAUUUAGCAGAUUAUUACAGCCCAUAUUGCUCUGGGGGAGGCUUUAUUAUGACAAAAGCCACCGUUGCUGAAAUUCUUCCCUUUUUUGACUUUACUAGAGUGUUUAAAAUUGAUGAUGCUUACGUUGGAGAGACAGCAAUGAGAGCAGGAAUUUCAGCGACACAUGUCGUUGGCUUUUAUAUGUCUAACACGUGGUGCGAAUUUAAAGAAAACAUUAUUGUUUCACAUCCAACAAAUGAACACAAGUGUAUGAAGUUUUUAACGAACCGUUCUACAAAACAUAAUGUUCGUUAGUAGCAAAACUUUUUUAUAAAGUUAUUAUUGCACCCAAUUUAUAAUGGAUUUAUAGACGAAACUUAGUUUUAUAGACGAAAAUCUAUAGACGAAAUUUAAUUGAGCUUUCUUAAAGUUUAAAAAUCUACAAAGCGCAAAGCGAUAA